AGAACGGUUCUAGUUUGGGUCAUGGUGAGAUGGAAUAAAAGAAAAAAGGAAAAAGAAAAAGAAAAAAAAAAGAUGGCAUAAAUGUUGAGCCCUAGGCAGUACGUGUCCCUCACUCUCUGUGGACGUGUUUUCCUCUAGCAUGUCCCCCAUCCACUCUGCCAGUUCUUCCUUCAGCUCUGACAUUAAUGUUGACGUUCGACCUACAUCUACCAAUCUCACCCUACCCCAUUCAUUCCCUCUCAAACUUGCUCGCAGCGAUCAUGACUUGACCCAUGAUGCUCCAUUCACACUCGAGGAAGGGGAUCGGACCAAAGAUACACUAACUGUAAGGGCUGAGGAUGAUCCGCCUGUAGGCGUAUCAGUUGCUGAAGGAUGCAUUAUCCAAGACGUUCAUGUUGCAACCGCACCAUUUGAUUUACUGGCGUUCAUACUUCCAAGCGCUUUCACAACUUACUCUGCAGACAUCUUCCUUCGCAACCUGGAGGGGAGUCUCCACGCACAAGAGACCAAGAUUGUCACCGUCAAACGCCUCGUAAAGCAGAAUGCUGUGCGACACUGGUAUCUCGUACUACUGCUUACUCGAGACGGGAUCCCGGACUUCGGCGUGAGGGUGGACCGUUUUCGAGAUCACACCCUCUCGUUACUUCAAUUUGUCCUGCGCCGUGGGAAAUCGGAUGCAGUGGACACAGUGACACUAUCUGGAGACACGCAUCUGCUUUACGACGGGAGGUCAAAGGAGGAAGCAACACUAGAGCUACCACAACCUGUGUCUUUCCUCGAUUUCAUGAGGAUCCUUGGGGUUGUGUUGGACGAAUGCAAUUCAUAUAGUCUAUUUGGGGAAAACUGCCGGUUCGUCACCUCGAUCCUUGAAGAGAUACUGGUGGAUACAUUCGGUGCUCGCUAUGCAACAGGUGAAGCGGCCCAUUUGCGUUUUGCCAGAAAGACGCGUGCUAGAAUUCGGGACCGGUUCAGGCUUGGGGAGAAUGUCUAGGUAGCGAAAGACUGGACUGGUUCCAUGCUUGUGUCUACCUGUAUCUAGAGGAUUUCUGGUUAGACCUGCAUCUCAGAGUUGGGACCAGGCACUGAAAAUCAUUCCGUGCUGAAUAAUACAGGA
Messenger RNA from Cantharellus anzutake, 1114 nucleotides. RefSeq lists its product as uncharacterized. The record is from RefSeq and is a predicted model, not a curated record. The transcript is spliced from 4 exons. Lineage: Eukaryota; Fungi; Basidiomycota; Agaricomycetes; Cantharellales; Hydnaceae. Bases 140 to 991 code for a protein of 283 amino acids.